UUAUUUCUAAACCGCAAAAACAAUUUUCUGUUUGUGUUGUUUUUCUGCAAUAACUUUUUAUCUUAGACGCAGUUUCUUUUUGUUUUGUUUAAUUAUUAUUAUUAAUUUUUAUUAGCAGUAUUUUUCUCAUUAAGUCUUUGCAAAAUUUGGGAAGAAAGUUUAAAUAUGUCUUUGUCAAAAGUUACUCUCUUUACUUUAGCAACUCUGACUGUGAUAUCGACUCUUGUUGCAAAGCUUCAGAAUAUUGUUCAUGUUAGUAAUGACAUUGAAUAUGACGAUAUUAAGAAGCAAAUGGAAGACGACAUGUAUCCAGGCUCCAGUCUGAAGCAUACUGUUUGGUUUUUGCAAAUAUCAGAUUUACACUUAAGCUUGUUUCAUGAUCCUCAUCGCGGUCCAGAUCUGAAAAAAUUUUGCACAGAAACAGUUUCUAACAUAAAACCUUUUGUUGUUCUUGCUACAGGCGAUUUGGUGGAUUCAAGAACUCAGGAUCUUUUGGGCUCAGAACAAUUCAUCGAAGAAUGGCAGAUGUAUCAACAAAUUUUACAGGAAUCUGCUGUGACCAACAUGACAACUUGGCUUGAUAUCAGGGGCAAUCAUGAUAAUUUUAACGUCCUUACUUCAGAUGAUCGAAGUAAUUUUUUCAGGAAAUAUUCUGUACAAGGAGGUCAUCAUAGGCGCUCAUAUAAAUAUACAUUACUGCAUGAUUCUGAGUCAUACGAUUUCAUCGGCAUUGAUGCUUGCAUGAAUCCUGGCCCCAAACGACCUUUUAAUUUUUUAGGAGUACUUCAGAAAGAUGAGUAUGCUCACAUUCAAAGACUUCAGGAAGAGGCAAAGGGAAACAUGACCAUUUGGUUUGGUCAUUAUCCUACCUCCACUAUUAUUGCUCCCUAUCCAGGGGCUAGAGAAUUAAUGAGGUCAAGUGGUCCUUAUCUCUGUGGUCAUCUACAUACAUUUGGUGGCAUGAUACCACGCAUGUAUACUUUACAAUCAACUGGAAAUUUGGAACUAGAAUUAGCUGACUGGAAAGAUAACAGAAAUUAUCGUCUUUGUGCCAUCGAUCAUGGUUUAUUUUCUUUCUUCGAUAACCAUUUAGAAGAUUGGCCUGCAAUCUUGAUUACAAAUCCCAAAGAUGCUAUGAUGACCAUGCCUAUUGAACCAUUGUAUCGCAUAUUAAAAUCCACUCAUAUUAGGGUGCUUAUAUUUUCUCAAGAUCCUAUCAUAGUCGCUAAAGUGCAGAUUGAUGGUGAGGUAUGGAGAGAGCUGAAUGCAACCACCCCUCCUCUGUUUGUUACUACAUGGGAGCCUCUUCAGUAUAUGGAAGGAUUGCACACAAUCACUGUCUAUGCUAGGGACAGAGGUGGGCGUGAAAAUACUGUGAGUCACCAGUUUUCAUUAGACGGCACCCGGCCUCGAUUUCCCCUGGGUGCCAGAAUAGUUUUGAUGGGACACAUAUCAGUGGGUCAAGCAGUAUUCGGAAUAUCUUUGUUGUUCACUUUGCUGCCAUUAUGCAUUUUAAAGAUCUGUCUGUGCUUUGGAAAAGGUGAAACAAUAAAAAUCAAGUCUGAGUUAAAUUUUGUACGACGGUGGAUUUUUAAGUUGAGCCUUUUAGCUAGCAUUGAUGUUGUGUUUUGGCCUGUUGUUAUUGGAGCUUUGUAUGUUGCCAUUGGACCAUGGUUUGUUGGUUAUAUCAUUGAUUCUACUAUUGGUGUAUGCUUUGUGUGGGGCAUUUUUUUGGGUGGUACCUUCCUACCUGGAGGAUUGACUUAUUUUGCAGGAACCUUAUAUCUUCUUACGUUUUACAUACCCUUCAUAGUGUGCCUCUCACAUUGCCUGUACCACCAUUACAGAAGUGCUAUAAAUGCUUCACCGGGUCCAUGCAGCCUCUUCUUCUACUUCACCCGCCAUUGUUUCAUGCUGUUUUUUAUAUUGUAUGAAACAAUGUGGGCCCUCGUGUAUUUCUUCUCCUACGGGAGCCUGGCCCUUCUGCUUGGCUUCACUCAUUCCUGGUCAGUUCUUCUGGCCAUCAUUCUCUGGAGAGUUGUGGUGUCGCUGCCAGUGUCCAAGCUCACGGCCAUCGGACGCCAGAGACAAGUCGUCAGCACUCCUCUUCUACCAAAUGAUGGCAUGAAGCCGCUUAGCAUGCCCGUAGAAAAUGUCGCUAGCCUCAGUUGAUGUUGACUUCGAUUCUUGUUUAUCAUUCCACGUGAUUGUUGACCCUUCUUAUUUAUUAUUUUUUAUCACCUUAUAGUUAAUCGUUUAAAGAGAUUAAAUAAAUCAUUCUAUCACUACUUAAACUAUUUAGGAGAUCAAAUAUACGUUAAUUAUUACGCAGUGGAACCUCGAUCGAUUGUUUCUGUUGGACCAUUAAUUGCGAACAAUACAUGCAGGAAAUGCUACCGCCAUGUAGGUCAGCAUUAAAUAUUAAGUGACCUGAAAAGUUAUUUUGAAAAAUAAUGCACUUUAAAAUUAAUAAGUUUACAAUGUUAAAGAAUAAAGGACAUUUAUUUAUUUUUU
Molecule: messenger RNA, 2514 nt
Organism: Parasteatoda tepidariorum (common house spider)
Lineage: Eukaryota; Metazoa; Arthropoda; Arachnida; Araneae; Theridiidae
Product: transmembrane protein 62
Molecular function (GO): hydrolase activity
Source: RefSeq, a predicted model, not a curated record